AUGUAUAUCAAGCAAAUUAUCAUCCAGGGCUUUAAAAGCUACAAGGACCAAACCGUCAUCGAGCCCUUUUCUUCAAAGACCAACGUAAUCGUCGGUCGCAAUGGUUCGGGAAAAAGUAACUUCUUCGCAGCUAUUCGCUUUGUUCUUAGCGAUGCCUAUACCCAAAUGAGUCGCGAAGAGCGGCAGGGACUUCUCCACGAAGGCUCAGGCUCUGCCGUUAUGUCAGCAUACGUCGAAAUUAUUUUCGACAAUAGCGACGACCGAUUCCCGACCGGAAACAAGGAGGUCAUCUUGCGUCGUACCAUUGGUCUAAAAAAGGAUGAAUACUCGGUAGAUCGCAAGGUAGUCACCAAGGCCGAUGUCAUGAACUUGCUUGAAGCUGCUGGAUUCUCGCGAUCAAAUCCGUACUACAUUGUUCCGCAAGGACGAGUUACCGCCCUGACAAAUAUGAAGGAGUCCGACAGGCUCAAUCUGUUGAAGGAGGUGGCGGGAACACAAGUGUACGAGACACGUCGUGCAGAGUCGUUGAAAAUUAUGAACGAGACAAACAACAAGAGAGAAAAGAUUGACGAGCUUCUGGUUUACAUCAAAGAAAGGCUUAGUGAGCUGGAAGAGGAGAAGGAAGAGCUCAGAGGCUUCCAGGACAAGGACAGAGAGAGACGAUGUCUCGAGUACGCAUACUACCACAACAUACAGCUCAACGUUCAAUCAGCCCUCGAGGAGCUCGACAAUGCUCGACAGGAUGGUAUCGAUAGCUCCGACACCAACCGCGCAGAAUUUUCCGAGGGAGAGAAGGCGAUUUCAAGGCUUGACUCAGAAAUUCACAAGUUGCAGAGGGAAAUGGAACUUCUACAAAUCGACCGCCGACAGCUGGAGGAAGACAGACGUGACACUGCCAAGACUAUGGCCAAAGCUGAGAUGAAGACCAAGAACUUGAAAGAAGGCCAGUCUGCUCAGGAGCAAGCCCGAGCCCAGCAUGCUGCUGAUCUCGAGUCUGUGCAGAACGAGAUAGCUUCGAAAGAGCAGCAGCUGUCCACAAUUGUACCAGCAUAUAACCAGAAAAAACAAGAAGAGGACAAUGUUCGACGACAACUCGACCAUGCCGAAGCCACGCGCAACCGCUUGUUUGCUAAGCAGAGUCGUGGUUCCCAGUUCAGAAACAAGUCUGAGCGUGAUGCAUGGCUGAAGAAAGAAAUCCAAGAACUCGAACUCAAUAUCAGUACACAAAAAGCCAACAAGAUCGAUGCAGACGAGGAAGUUGAAAGAGUACACGAAUCAAUUGCUCAAGCAGAGCAGGAGGUUGCCGAGUUGCGAAAUCGUUUAGCUAACUUCAGCGCUGAGCGAGCAACCCUCGAAGAGGAGGCAGCCAAGGCGACUGACGUGAUUGAAAAGCUCAACGACGAAAGGAAACUCGUCAGACGUGAGGAUGACAAGCUCAAUUCAGUCAUAGCCAAUUCUCGCCAGGAGAAGGAGGCUGCUGAGCGCGAGCUGUCGCAUACUAUGGAUGGAGCCACUGCCCGUGGUUUAGCAACGAUCCGAAGAUUGAAACAGGAACGUGAUAUUCCAGGAGCAUAUGGAACAUUGGCGGAGCUACUUGAAGUAAGCGAUGCCUACAGGUUACCUGUAGAGCAGAUCGCCGGCGCAAGUCUCUUCCACUAUGUUGUUGAUAACGCUGAUACCGCCACCUACCUCGCAGACACUCUGUACAAACAGCAGGGCGGUCGAGUCACUUUCAUGCCCCUUGCUCAACUACGACCGAAGCAAAUCAACCUCCCUAGGUCCAAUGAUGCUGUACCUCUCCUCAGUAAGAUUUCAUACGAUGACGAGUACGAGAAGGCUUUUCAACAAGUGUUUGGCAAGGUCGUUGUCUGCCCCAACCUAACCGUAGCAAGCCAAUAUGCACGAAGCCACGGCGUGGACGGUAUCACUGCUGAAGGUGAUACAACCAACAAGAGGGGUGCUAUGACUGGUGGAUACAUCGAUCCUCGAAAGUCGCGCUUGCAAGCUGUUCAGGCCGUGAACAAGUGGCGAGGCGAAUACGAGAGACUUCUGGCUCAGUCCCGGGACAUCCGACGACAGACAGAGCUCAAGGACCAAGAAAUUACAGCAGCUAUGUCGGAGCUCCAGAAGGCUAGGGAGAGGCUACGACAAGCCGUUGAUGGUUUCGAGCCGCUCAGGCAUGAAUUGAUGAACAAGUCGAAACAUCUUGAGAACGAGCGAACUCAUCUUGAUGCAGCUGUGAGACGCCGAGACGCAGUUGAAAGCAACAUGAACAGCUUUUUGGAAGAUCUUGCUGGCCAUGAGACAGAACUCAAGUCGGACUUUAAGAAGAACUUGACUUCUGCAGAAGAACGUCAGUUGGAGGAGCUUACCAACAGCAUCCAGGAACUCCAGAAGCAAUGGAACGAGCUUAGCAAAGCCCGACGUGAUUUGGAAAGGCAGAAGCAGCUCCUUGAAGUUGACCUUCGCCAGAACCUGCAAAUGAAGCUUGACCAGCUCAACAGCCAAGCCUUUGAAAAUUCCUCUUCUGGAUCUUCCGCUGGUGGAUUGAAGGAGGCUCAAAGGGAACUUAAGAAGGCGCAAAAGGCACAAAAAGCAGUGGAAGCAAGCCUUCAGGAAAUUGAAUCGAAGCUGGACAACUCGCAAGCCCGUCUAGAGCAACUGGAGAACGAGAGAACUCAGCGGGAGCAGGCCCAGCAAGAGAUUUCCGUAAGGAUUGAGAAACAGCAGAAGAGAAUGGACAAGAGUCUCCGAAGGAAAGCCGUCCUGACAACACAAGCCGCGGAGUGUGCCCAGACCAUUCGUGAUUUGGGUGUUCUCCCGGAAGAAGCCUUCGAUAAGUACGAGAACAUGGACCCCAAGACUGUUUCAUCCAAGAUCAAGCGGGUAAACGAUGCACUGAAGAAAUACAAGCACGUCAACAAGAAAGCGUUUGAACAGUACAACAAUUUCACAACGCAGCAGGAACAGCUUAUGAAGCGACGUAAAGAGCUGGACGAGUCUCAGGAAUCUAUUGAGGAACUGGUUGAGCACCUUGAUCGUCGAAAGGAUGAGGCCAUCGAAAGAACAUUCAAGCAAGUGUCAAGAGAGUUCACAACGAUCUUUGGCAAGCUUGUACCCGCCGGUCAUGGUCGCCUGCUAAUUCAGCGAAGGGCGGACCGUCGGCAAGAACCUGCAGACGAAUCUGAUGGGGAGGCUCGAGGUGCCGUUGAAAACUACACAGGUGUUGGAAUCAGUGUGUCGUUCAACUCGAAACACCUUGAUGAACAACAGAAAAUCCAACAGCUCAGUGGUGGCCAAAAGAGUUUGUGUGCCCUGUGCCUCAUUUUCGCUCUCCAGGCUACUGAGAGUAGCCCUAUGGUUAUUUUCGAUGAGGUCGAUGCCAACUUAGACGCCCAAUACCGUACGGCGGUCGCAGCUCUUCUGGACUCUAUCUCCAACGAGAUCGGCACUCAAUUUAUCUGCACCACUUUCCGACCUGAGAUUGUUCAUGUCGCUGACAGAUGUUAUGGUGUCACAUUCCGCAACAAGACCAGUUCAAUCGACUGCGUCAGUACAGAGCAAGCCCUUGACUUCGUCGAGGGUCAAGCCAAGCCUGCUUAA
Fusarium coffeatum is the source of this 3603-nucleotide messenger RNA. RefSeq lists its product as uncharacterized. The record is from RefSeq and is a predicted model, not a curated record. Gene Ontology annotation, biological process: mitotic sister chromatid cohesion. Gene Ontology annotation, molecular function: protein binding; double-stranded DNA binding; cohesin loader activity. Bases 1 to 3603 code for a protein of 1200 amino acids. Gene Ontology annotation, cellular component: chromosome. The transcript has 4 exons. Lineage: Eukaryota; Fungi; Ascomycota; Sordariomycetes; Hypocreales; Nectriaceae.